AUGACACAUUAUUCUUCCUACAUAAAUGUAGCAAAGUACAACUUGAAGAGUACAAAAAAUCUCUAUUUAAUUUUAAAAAAAAUUAAUGGACUCUCCAUCACUAUAAUCAAUGAAUACCGUAGAGUCAACUUCUUAAAUGCUACUUUUGACUUGGAUACUGGUCUACAUGAACCGUUUCAUAAACCUAAUGAGAACCUAAAAUACAUCAAUAUUGGAUCUAAUCAUCCACCAUCAAAAAUGUUAACAACAUCUCGGAAACCAAAUAACUACAAAAGCAAUAUCAAAAACCUAGAUAAUAGAAUCCCAAAACAUAAGAUAAGACUAACCAAAUCCAAACACAUUAGAAUCAAUCAUGAGUUAAAGAAAUCUUAUAAUAGACAACAAAUUAAACGAUUACCGCCACAAAAUCUAGUUGCCGCCUCAAGCACCCAUACAAAUAGACCUAACCAAAAAUUUAAAAACCAUGACGUCCUUUGGUAUAAUCCAGUCUGGAACUCCAACAACUCAUCUAAUAUCGCGAAACAAUGUUUAACCGCACUUGAUCGCUGCUUCUCUAAAAAUGGAGUGUACAAUAAAAUAUUUAAACGUCACACUAUAAAACUAUCCUAUGCAAAUUCAUCCUUAGAUCACCAUAUUCAUAGGAUUAACAACCGUAAACUGAGACGAAGAAUAGUCGGCAAUCCAAAUAACUUUCUUGACAUGAACCAUAACUCAUAUGACCCACCUAAAGACAACGUUUAUAACUCGAAUUAUACUACCAAUCAACAGAGCAAUACUUACAAUAUCCAUGAUAACCAUCCAAAAAGCAACACUAGCAACAGUUCAAAUAAUGAACUGAGAACACCUAGUGAUAAUAAAACGAAAAUAUUGGCAACCAAAAUUCCGAACAGAUCCAAUCCUUCAAGCGCUCGAUGUACACAAGCCACCAACAUCAAGCCGUUAUUCUCAUGCUGA
Molecule: messenger RNA, 954 nt
Organism: Octopus bimaculoides (California two-spot octopus)
Lineage: Eukaryota; Metazoa; Mollusca; Cephalopoda; Octopoda; Octopodidae
Product: GATA zinc finger domain-containing protein 14-like
Source: RefSeq, a predicted model, not a curated record